GCCGCCCUGGGCCCGCGGGGCGGAGGCGCGCGGGCGGGGCGUGCUCGCGGCGGCAGGUGCGGGCAGCGCGCGGCGGCGGGGGGAGGGAAGCUGUCCGCGCUGCGGGGCCCUCCCCCCAGCCGACUGGGGGCUGCGGCUCUGGGUGUGGGGGCGCUUGGGGUCGCUCGGCGGGGCGGAGGACGACGUGGCGGGGGUCUCCUGGUCCCCACUUGCCUGGAGCGGUGGUCGGGGUUGUCCCCUCAGAGGAGCUCUGCAUGUGAAACAUGAAUUAAUUCAAGGAUUUAGGGGUGGGGAGGCGAGGAGCGUCUUGGCCUGUGCCACCCGCGGGGUUUCUGCAGGGCAGUGGGUCCUCAGCCGUGGGUCCGGGGAAGGCGCGCGCACGUGUGUGUGUGUGUGGGGGGGAGGCAAGCCCCCGAACGCACUGGUAACCCCCUGGGCAGAAUUAGCCUGAGCCAACGCCAGCUUCAGCUCUCUUGUUUGAGCGCCGUGCAAAGGCGAGGGGAGGGGACAGGGCACUGCCACUUUAAAAGUGGGGAAGUCCGCCCUCCUGAGGUAAUGGUAACCUCAGUCUCCUCCCCUCCUCCUGCCGGAGAGAGGGAGAGAGAGAAAACUUGUUUUCAUUCAUAACUUUUUCCUUUUCCUUCCUCUCCGUCAACUAUUUAUUCACCGCUGCUCUCCGUGCGGAUUGCAGAGGGCGCAGCUCCACUGUCGUAACUGGCAAUGUGGCGGCGCUUCCCUGCCACCCGGGGCUGGCUUCUCCCCGGCCCCCGGUGAAUCAAGCUUUUGCUAUAAAGUAAAGGCAGAUAUUUGCUUAUGAUCAGCCAGACGGUGGGCUUGUUUUUGGCCACCGCGUUAACUCUGAAGGCCCUUCAUGAUGUGUUAGAAACCUUGGUGGGCUGCACAGAAAGCGUGUUGGAAAUCCGCGGGGAUCCUUAGGAUGAGAUGAGAUUGUCCGAAGAGGUAUUUUACUUCCAUUCGUGUUUUCUUGGGGAAAACAGUGUGCUGAGAGCAUUGUGAGCGUGUUUGGGGAUGGAUCGAGGACUGUCACUGCUUGAAAUGGGCAGAGGUGGCGAAUUUUUUUCGCUUUUAAUUUUGAUCUGGCAGUUUAAUUUAACAGCAUGCCUGAGCUUCAUUACACCUAUCAUUUAGAAUGCAAAUUUAAAUUGUGCCUGGUGUAUGGGGUUACACUAUUCAAAUCCUUCUUCACGGUUUUGCCUUUCUUUUGAAACCCGACAGUACUUUAAGGAUCCUUUGCUUUCAAAGUAUUGGGUUAAACAGUUCUUCGAGAGGAGCAAUGAUACUAUGCAGGCAUAAGAUGAGAUGUUUUUAAACAGCCCAUAAGGACUGGAGGACUGAAUCCCUGAGGUUAUGAACAUGUUUCUCCUCGCGUGCAGAGCAGGAUUUCAGAUGCAUGGCAGGUCUCCACUGAUUGCCAGAAUUCGAGAUCACUACACAUGGAUCCCCAAAGUCAACAUGGCAGUGGCAGUUCGUUAGUUGUGAUCCAGCAGCCUUCUUUGGAUAGCCGUCAGAGAUUAGACUAUGAGCGAGAGGUUCAGCCUGCUGCUAUUUUGUCCUUAGACCAGAUCAAGGCCAUCAGAGGCAGCAACGAAUACACAGAAGGGCCUUCAGUCGUGAAGAGACCUGCUCCUCGGACAGCACCAAGACAAGAAAAGCAUGAAAGGACUCAUGAAAUCCUACCAAUUAAUGUGAAUAAUAACUAUGAGCAUAGACCUACAAGCCACCUGGGACAUGCAGUACUCCCAAAUAAUGCCAGGGGCCCCAUUUUGAGCAGAUCGACCAGCACGGGAAGUGCAGCCAGUUCUGGGAGCAACAGCAGUGCCUCUUCUGAGCAGGGACUGUUAUUACGGUCGCCACCAACCAGACCAGUCCCUGGUCAUAGAUCUGAAAGGGCAAUCCGGACUCAGCCCAAGCAGCUGAUAGUGGACGACUUAAAGGGUUCCUUGAAAGAGGACCUGACACAGCACAAAUUCAUUUGCGAACAGUGUGGGAAGUGCAAGUGUGGAGAAUGUACAGCUCCCAGGACCCUGCCAUCCUGUUUGGCCUGUAACCGGCAGUGUCUUUGCUCUGCUGAGAGCAUGGUGGAAUACGGAACGUGCAUGUGCUUAGUCAAGGGCAUCUUCUAUCACUGCUCCAAUGAUGACGAAGGGGAUUCUUACUCGGAUAAUCCUUGCUCCUGUUCACAGUCACACUGCUGCUCUAGAUACCUGUGUAUGGGAGCUAUGUCUUUAUUUUUACCUUGCUUACUCUGUUACCCUCCUGCUAAGGGAUGCCUGAAGUUGUGCAGGGGGUGUUAUGAUUGGAUCCAUCGCCCAGGGUGCAGAUGUAAGAACUCCAACACUGUCUAUUGUAAGCUGGAGAGCUGCCCCUCCCGGGGUCAGGGUAAACCAUCAUGAUUUUUGGAGGUGGAUGAUACAUCCUGAACUUCUAGCUUUUAAGUUGUGGCUGUUCAAAAACGAUCCUGUUAGAUACUGAUUUUCUUUUCUUUAGAAUUUUCCAGGUUUCCCACCUUCUCUUUUCCCUGUUCCCAAGGUUUGACUCAUGGAUUUCAUUCUUUUCUCAUGGAUGAUCUUCAAUAAGUGUGGACUGUGAAACUGUACUGGGCUCCCACUUAUGGCUAGAGCCUCUGCCAUCUCCUGGAGAGGAUACUGAGAGCCAGUGGGCUUUGGUGUAGCCUUUUUAUACUGCAAGCAACUUUCCAAAGUUGUUGUAUUCAUGAACAUACACCCACACUCAGACUACAGUGAUUUAGAGCUGUUCUUGGUUGGCUACUGUGGGAGCAGGGAAGUUGAUUUUUAAGGAAGCAACUGUUUAAUUGCUUAAAUAAGCUAUGUAUUAAAUCUGUUUCCAGUUAGGGCUAUUUUCCUAGCAUUGGACCUUUAAGUAGCAUAGUGGAUUUAUUUUUGUUAUAACAUAUAAAAGUUUCCUUUAACCAUUUGCCCUCUCCUUGCCUGUCCCUUAAAACUUCUCUCCCCUCAGUUUUGGCCUUACCUUACUCUGGAAAUGCCGGGUGUUUCUUUCUUUCUUUCUUUCUUUUUUUAAAUUCCUUUCUGUGUUAUUUCAGAUUCGCUUUACAAUGUACAUCUUCACAUUGGAGAUGCGUUUGUUGUAUCUUGCUCAUUUUUACUCUAGCUUUUGUAUUUGUGAAGGACUCAACCACCUUCCUUCCACACCCCCACGCUCUUCACCAAAUUUUUGUUGUCAUUGAGGGCACUUGGAUAACUGACGUUGAUAUUUAUAGCUGAUCAAUCUAUAGGUGUCACAGAACUAUGCUGCCUGAAGUCAUUUUGGCUCCUUAAUGGUCCUUUUGGCCCCUUGGUUAGUUUAACAGCUAACUAAUUCUAACCUUUUCUGUGUUUUCAUUGCCUUAACCACAAUUCGUGGUACUUUUUGUAUAUUGUAUAUAUAAAUCACAAAGUUGAAUUCUGACUAUUUUUAAGACAAAAGUCUGUUAAACUUUUUUAUUGUAAAGAAUAUUUAUUAUGCGAAUCUCUAUUAUUUUAUGAUAUUUAUUGCAAAAGACUGUUGAAAUGUACUCAUGUCUGAAUAUAACGAAAUAUCAAUACUUAUCAGAAAAUAAGGUGACACGAAGAAAGUACAUAUGUUAACUAUAAUGCAGAAAAUAUAUUAAUUAAUGAAA
Molecule: messenger RNA, 3658 nt
Organism: Nycticebus coucang (slow loris)
Lineage: Eukaryota; Metazoa; Chordata; Mammalia; Primates; Lorisidae
Gene: SPRY1
Product: sprouty RTK signaling antagonist 1
Exons: 2
Coding region: 1455-2414 (319 amino acids)
Biological process (GO): negative regulation of Ras protein signal transduction; multicellular organism development; negative regulation of fibroblast growth factor receptor signaling pathway
Cellular component (GO): cytosol; membrane
Source: RefSeq, a predicted model, not a curated record